This is a messenger RNA of Cololabis saira (Pacific saury), 7581 nucleotides long. It is a transcript of the gene nnt, whose product is annotated as nicotinamide nucleotide transhydrogenase. Gene Ontology annotation, molecular function: NADP binding; NAD binding. Gene Ontology annotation, cellular component: mitochondrial inner membrane. The coding region runs from base 152 to 3415 and encodes 1087 amino acids. Lineage: Eukaryota; Metazoa; Chordata; Actinopteri; Beloniformes; Belonidae. The record is from RefSeq and is a predicted model, not a curated record. Gene Ontology annotation, biological process: NADPH regeneration; proton transmembrane transport. The transcript is spliced from 22 exons.
UAAAAUCUGCAAGACGGAUCUCCGGCGAACAUCUUCCGGGUGAAAGUGAGUCUGUGUCGCUCAGAGCCCGAAACUGUCUGCGCAGGAGGGUUGCUGUCUGUCCUGUUGAGCUCCUCCUGCAGCGUGAGUGUCAGGUGUGUGCGUGUGCACCAUGGCGAGCCUCCUGCGUGUUGUGGCGACCAGCUGCUCAGCUCCUGUGUUCAGCUGCAUUUCCCAUGUGAAUGUGCAGAGUGGCCAUAUCAUCAAGUCGUCCUCCGUGCGAUUUUUCAGGACCCAUCAAACUCUCUGGCGAAGCACCAGCCCAGGUAUCCCAUACAAGCAGCUUACAGUUGGGGUUCCCAAAGAAAUCUUCCAGAGUGAGCGUCGUGUGGCGCUGUCCCCCGCUGGCGUGCAGGCUCUCAUCAAACAGGGUUUCAAUGUUGUCGUGGAGUCCGGAGCUGGAGACUCUUCCAAAUUUCCAGAUGAAUUGUACACCCAGGCCGGAGCAACAAUUAAAGAUGCAAAAGAAGUCCUGGCAUCUGAUAUGUUGGUUAAGGUCCGUGCCCCCACAUUCAACCCUGCCUUGGGUGUUCACGAGGUGGAGAUGAUGAAGGAUGCAGCCACUUUAGUCAGCUUCGUCUACCCAGCUCAGAAUGCCGAGCUCAUGGACAUGCUGUCCCAUAAGAACGCCACUGUCGUGGCUAUGGACCAGGUUCCCAGGGUAACCAUUGCCCAGGGUUUCGAUGCACUGAGCUCUAUGGCUAACAUUGCAGGGUACAAGGCAGUCCUCCUGGCAGCAAACAGCUUUGGACGAUUUUUUACGGGACAAAUCACAGCAGCUGGAAAAGUACCACCUGCAAAGGUGCUGAUCAUCGGAGGUGGUGUGGCUGGUCUGGCAGCAGCCGGUACUGCUAGAUCCAUGGGAGCCAUCGUCAGAGGCUUUGAUACCAGAGCUGCAGCUUUGGAGCAGUUUAAAUCUCUGGGUGCAGAGCCGCUGGAGGUGAACGUUAAGGAGUCGGGUGAAGGUCAGGGAGGCUACGCCAAGGAAAUGUCCAAGGAGUUCAUCGAGGAAGAGAUGAAGCUGUUCGCCAAACAGUGUCAGGACGUGGACAUCGUCAUCAGCACUGCUCUGAUCCCUGGCAGGAGGGCUCCCAUUCUCAUCACUACGCCGAUGGUAGAGAGCAUGAAGGACGGCUCAGUGGUGGUGGACCUGGCAGCUGAGGCUGGUGGGAACAUUGAGACCACAGUACCCGGAGAGCUGUCUGUACACAAGGGAGUGACUCACAUCGGCUACACAGACCUGCCCAGCCGUUUACCAACACAGUCCAGCACGCUGUACUCCAACAACAUUACGAAGCUCUUGCGGGCAAUCAGCCCCGACAAGGACCACUUUUACCUCGACGUGAAACAGGAGUUUGACUACGGAACCAUGGACCACGUCGUCAGGGGAUCUACCGUCAUGCAGAAUGGAAAGAACUUGUUCCCCGCUCCACAGCCGAACAACGUGCCCGUUGCAGCUCCUCCGAAACCCAAGUCCAUCCAGGAGUUGGAGGCAGAAAAGGCUGUGCAGGUCUCCCCCUUCAAGGCGACGCUCACCACCGCUGGCGUGUACACUGGAGGUGCCGCCACGCUCCUGGGUCUGGGCCUUUCUGCUCCCCAUGCUGCCUUCACUCAGAUGGUGACCACCUUCGGUCUCGCUGGCAUUGUGGGAUACCACACGGUGUGGGGAGUUACCCCUGCACUGCAUUCACCUCUCAUGUCUGUCACCAAUGCCAUCUCCGGUCUGACGGCUGUGGGUGGUCUGUCCCUGAUGGGAGGUGGAUACUUGCCAGGUACUACUGCGGAGACCCUGGCCGUGCUCGCGGCCUUCAUAUCUUCAGUCAACAUUGCUGGUGGUUUCCUGGUAACCAAAAAGAUGUUGGACAUGUUCAAACGUCCCACUGAUCCCCCCGAGUUCAACUACCUCUACCUGCUUCCUGGUGGUGUCUUUAUUGGAGGUUAUGCUGCUGCUCUGCAGACUGGAUACAACAUUGAACAGAUGAUGUAUUUGGGCUCAGGCAUGUGUUGUGUUGGUGCCCUAGCUGGCCUUUCCAACCAAAGAACAGCUCGAUUGGGUAACGCUCUGGGAAUGAUGGGAGUAGCAGGCGGCCUGGUUGCCACUCUGGGUGCUCUCAAACCCUCUCCUGAGCUCCUGGCACAGAUGAGCGCUGCCAUGGCCGUCGGGGGUUCUGCUGGCUUGGGCAUUGCUAAGAAGAUCCAGAUCACUGAUUUGCCUCAGCUUGUGGCUGCGUUCCACAGCUUGGUUGGACUGGCUGCUGUUCUCACCUGUGUGGCUGAAUACAUGAUCGAGUACCCCCACUUCGCCACAGACCCUGCAGCCAACCUAACCAAGAUAAUUGCUUACCUUGGUACCUUCAUCGGCGGAAUCACUUUCAGUGGCUCUUUGGUGGCUUACGGCAAACUGCAAGGUGUUCUGAACAGCUCCCCUCUGAUGCUUCCUGGUCGUCAUGCUCUCAAUGCCACUCUCAUGGCAGCGAGCGUGGGUGGGAUGGUGCCUUAUAUGCUGGAUCCGAGCUACACCACCGGCAUCACCUGUCUCGGAUCAGUAUCUGCUCUUUCAGCUGUCAUGGGUGUAACCUUGACCGCUGCUAUCGGAGGUGCCGACAUGCCAGUGGUCAUCACCGUACUGAACAGUUACUCAGGCUGGGCCUUGUGUGCCGAAGGCUUCUUGCUCAACAACAACCUGCUGACCAUCGUGGGCGCUCUCAUCGGCUCGUCUGGAGCCAUUCUGUCCUACAUUAUGUGUGUGGCCAUGAAUCGUUCACUGGCUAACGUGAUCCUGGGAGGUUACGGCACAUCUUCCACCGGGACAGGAAAGCCUAUGGAGAUCACAGGGACACACACAGAGGUCAACGUGGAUCAGACUGUCGAAAUGAUUAAAGACGCCCACAACAUAAUUAUCACUCCAGGUUAUGGACUGUGUGCUGCAAAGGCCCAGUAUCCCAUCGCUGAGUUGGUGAAGUUGCUUAAAGAGGCUGGCAAGAAAGUCAGGUUUGGGAUUCAUCCGGUGGCCGGCCGCAUGCCCGGCCAGCUCAACGUGCUGCUGGCUGAAGCAGGUGUCCCAUAUGAUAUUGUUCUGGAAAUGGAGGAGAUUAAUGAGGACUUCGCCGAGACUGACCUGGUCCUGGUGAUCGGUGCAAAUGACACAGUGAACUCAGCUGCACAGGAAGAUCCCAACUCCAUCAUUGCUGGUAUGCCCGUGCUGGAGGUCUGGAAGUCCAAACAGGUGAUCGUGAUGAAGCGUUCUCUGGGAGUGGGAUACGCAGCCGUCGAUAACCCUAUCUUCUACAAGCCAAACACUGCAAUGUUGCUAGGCGAUGCUAAGAAGACAUGCGAUGCCCUGCAGGCAAAGGUCCGCGAGAUGCAGAGCCAGUAAGGUGGCCGCUGCUCAAAGACACCUCCACUGACAGCACAUGAAGAACACAGUACUCCAGCAAUCUCAUCAUCUCUCCUCAGACCUAAGAUGAUGACCAAGUUGAGAGGUUUUUGGUAAACCCUUCCAAUGAUCUAAAAGUAAAAGAAUGUUUGUAUCAAAUACUUGCUCAUGCAGUAGAAGCCAUACAAUUCAGAGACGGUAGUUCUUUCCCACUGCUGUCAUGUACUUAGAUCACUUAGACCCUUUUAUUCUAGUAUUCUAGAUCAAGGGAAGUCCGUCUUCUAUUUCAUUUGGGAUGCUUCACCCAAUGAUGUUCAUAUGAAAUGCGAAUAUUGAUGUAAAACGAUCAUAUGCCUUCAUGUUAAGUUUUAACGAUUAUGAUGUUUUAGAAAACGAAUCAACAGUUAAAUGAAGACAGUAGAUGAAUUGUUAUCAAAGGAGUAGUUCAGUAAUUUGAUGUCCCCUUUUAUACAACCCCCUUCUCACCUUUUUUCCUCUGCAAGUAAAAAGAAAAAAGGCAGAAUAGGUUAGGAUUUUUCUUUUCUUAAUUUGGUCUAUUGAAUAGAUGAAGAUUAGAUUUGCUUUUGUUUCUUUUCACCUGAGUGUAUCUUGUGGCCUCCUUUUAACCCCAAAGAGCAACAAAAUCCACUCAGACCUCCUCUGAUGAGCAGGAGAUGCAAUGCGAUGCAAACUAAAUGUCUCUACGAGAUCACUGUGUACCUGGCACGUUGAUGGAGACUGUCCUACUCUCGUUGCUGUCACCACUGAAUAGAUAUUUUGUUUUUGAGCCGGGUUGCUCGGAUAUAACAGUAUAUAAGGAUUCCAGCUUUUACAUCAACAGUAAGGGUUUGUUUUUGUUUUUGUUUUUGUUCUCUUGAGUGAGUGUGGCGCAUCCACUCCAGCGUGUGUUCCAAUGACUGCUCUACAGGGAAAUGAAGGAUCACUGUUUGUGAAAUAGGACCAGAUAUUAACUCGACUGUUGUAUACGAAUCUUAAGUAAAAUGCAGUUAUACAGCUGAAAUCAUUUCCACUUUUCUGAAUACAUGGCAAAGUUUAUCUCUUGCCAUAAAUAGCAUAUUGUGCCAAACCUUUCCCUAUUUGACUGGAUAGAUCCCAUAUCAUAAACUCAAGGGUUUGGCGACACCAACAAGAAAGACGACACCUGUCUUUAGUUCAUUAAAUUGUAAUGUUUAAAAACACGGUUGCUGCCGUUCAUCUAGGGCUGGACAAUAUGGCCAAAACUUGUAUCACGAUAUAUUUCUUAAUUUCGGUCGAUACGAUAUAAUUCCGAUAUCGAUAUAAAAGCCUCAGAAAAACUGCCAAGAAUGCCCACAACAGAUGCCUGUAAAACUAAAAAUGAUUUUGCCAAGUCUAGUAAACUCUUCCAGAAUAACAUUUUAGAAAUAAAAACUAAAAAUAAAUGAAUGUUCACCUUUUAUUUGUAUUUAGCCUUCAAACAAAUAAAUAUGACAUUGCUGUCAAAUAAACAUACAACUCUCAACUUUGUCAAUAUUAAUAGCUUUAACUUUAAACCACAACAGGCUUAUUAUGUUUUUUUUAAAGAUGUAAACAAAGUGCUUCAGCUAUUCAAACUCUGGCCAACUAAGCAUUAAGUGAGGGUGCUUUAUCUCACAUACUGUAAGUGAGUACACCCCUCACAUGUUUGUAAAUAUUUCAUUCUUUCUUUUCAUGUGACAACACUUAAAAUGCACACUAUAACACAUGCUCAAUCCCACCUGUAUUUAACAAAUAUAUCAACUUAAAUUGCACAUAGAAAUGAACUGAAAUGAAAAUGAGGAACGCCCACCAGAGCUCCUCGGGGCACGACCACCAUGGGCCCAGCUUCUGUAGGGUGGGUUACCCACAUCAGUGCUAUGCUUUGUUUUAUGCCAGUGCUUUUAGUAAAGGGGGGGCGACCAAGAAACCAAUAAGACACACUUAAACCUUUCUGCCUUUGUUCUCACUAUAGUCAUUAUUUUUUACCAUUUUUGAAUCCGGUAAAAUCUUUUGAGUCAGUUUCUGUGCACAAUCGGCACUGUUGUAGCUGAGGUUGUGUCUGACUGUGUGGUACACCUGUGUCAUCUCAGGUGCAGUGAGUUAGGGGAGGUGAAUAAAUAACUAUUCAUUAAACUUUGAAAAAGUCUUAAACACUCAAACAAACCACAAUAGUUUACUAAAACAUGCUCUGUCCACACUCUUCUGGUAAAAGCUCAACAGAUACUGACACUGAAUCAGUCAUCAUGAUAUGUCCCAUACCAUGUCAGGAGAUGAUUGGGGCAUCAAAAACGGUGACACUGACGUUUGGGUCGUCCCGGCCCUCAUGUGCCUGCAGUGUUGCUCUCCUGAUGCGUGCUGUCUCAUAUCAGUCCACCGUGCGCCACAGGAAAGACUUGCCGUCACAUCUUACAAUCUGCCUUGUAGUCUCCUCCAUUGACACCGUCCAGCCGUGGAUGUGCUUCUUCUCACUUGCGCCUUUACUUUUGUAAACCUUUUCUCUUGUCUGCUUGUUCUUUGCUCGUGGGAGCUUCUUCAGUCACGUCUAUAAUACAGUCGUGAGCACUCUUUUUGUAGCUUAAACUUACUGCGUUGGAGCUUAGCCUCGCCUACAAUGUCCUGCUGGCGGUCUCGGGCUCUGUGUCUGCAGCGUAGGUCAUCACUCACGUAGCCAAUGUGUUCAGCUACCCCGUGAACUUCAGUGAGUGAAACGCUGUUGCUAGGGCUGGGCGAUAUGGACCAAAAGUCAUAUCUCGAUAUUUUCUAGCUAAAUGGCGAUACUCGAUAUAUAUCUCGAUAUAUUUUUUCUGUGCCUUAAUUGGGGUUUCCCCCAAAGCAUUAUAGCAUAGCAUCUCUGUUAGCUUCAUUUCUUUCUGAGGCAAACCCUUAAAAAAACAGUCAGUUUUAAUACAAAGCCUCGUGCCAAAUGUCACACAGGUUCCUUUGUUAACAGAGGUCUGCACAAUAUCAAAAUGUAUAAAACAAAUGAAAUAAAAAUAAACUGCCUGCAUAUAUAGAAUAAAAAUGCUUCUUGAAGAAAAUAAAACAAAUAUCCCUUUCCUGCAUAACAAUUAAAUUAAAAUACACUGUGCAAUUAAUACAAUGUAGACAGUAACAGGCAGACUUUUCCACUGCCAUUUGCACAAAACAUUUGUGCAAAUCUCAAAUAAAACAUUCAAGUCAAUUUGUCACAAAAUAAGCUAUAUCAAAAUCAUUAAAAAAAAAAUGUAAAAAAAAAAAAAAAAAUUUUUUUUUUUAAAUCGAUAUAAACGAUAUUGUCUCGUACCAUAUCGUGUUUGAAAAUAUAUCGAUAUAUAUUAAAAUCUCGAUAUAUCGCCCAGCCCUACGCUGUAAUCACACUGGAACGUAUAUCGAAAAUGGUUUUAAAACUCAUAUCACCGUUAUUGAAUAAAAGUAUAUUGUGUUAUAUAAUGAUAUUGAAUUAUUGUCCAGCCCUACGUUUAUCUACUACAUACAUAACACAUUUACAUUUAUGACAUAGUCUUCAUGUUCGUAAGAGAGGACUUCAGUACACAGAAAACAGCCCAUGAGGUAACGGGUCAUUAACCCACCUUUAAACCCAAACAUGUACUGUUAGAAGUUGACAAUUACUGUUUAUUGACAGGACCGGAUCUAUCGACAUGACAACUAAUCCUACCUCUCCAUAAAAUGACCAACACCUCGCCAUGGGACCUUCUUAUUUGACCAAUCAGUAUUGCCGUGUCUGCCACAUUAUCGGACCCAUUGUUUUUCCAUCCGUGGCUUCAGGCAGUCAGCUUUUGCAUCCUCUCUAGACCAACAGCCUUCGGUUUUGCAUUCCCUUUUUAACCAUCAAACCUCAGUCUGCAGAUGUAAUCAGUGGUGAUCUAGCAAUUCCAUUUAAGCAAGCAACAUUGAGUUUUUAUGAGUUAAUGAUCCAAGUAAGGAAGAUAGGGAAAAUCUUAAUAAAAACAAAAAAGUGACUAAAGUGCCGUCUUGUACCUUUUUAUAGCUUUCUUUUUUUCUUCUUCUGAGAGAGAGUAUUUUUGUAAGGAGACAUCAUAUUUGUGCAGAACAACAAUGGGAUAUUGAAGUUGUAUAUUUCAAUGCACCAUGUUAAUGUGAAUUAGGUUUCCCCAUCUUUCUUUUUAUCAUGGAACAUUUUCUUCCCUAAUAAACUUGUAUUUACACUA